Messenger RNA from Eremothecium gossypii ATCC 10895, 513 nucleotides. RefSeq names its product E2 ubiquitin-conjugating protein RAD6 (gene RAD6). Gene Ontology annotation, molecular function: ubiquitin conjugating enzyme activity. Gene Ontology annotation, biological process: proteasome-mediated ubiquitin-dependent protein catabolic process; protein polyubiquitination; DNA repair. Lineage: Eukaryota; Fungi; Ascomycota; Saccharomycetes; Saccharomycetales; Saccharomycetaceae. The record is from RefSeq and is marked provisional. The transcript has a single exon. Gene Ontology annotation, cellular component: HULC complex. Bases 1 to 513 code for a protein of 170 amino acids.
AUGAGCACACCAGCAAGGAGAAGAUUGAUGAGAGACUUCAAACGGAUGAAGGAGGAUGCGCCGCCAGGAGUGUCUGCGUCGCCACUACCCGAUAACGUGAUGGUAUGGAACGCGAUGAUUAUCGGGCCGGCGGACACGCCGUACGAGGACGGGACGUUUAGGCUGCUGCUUGAGUUCGACGAGGAGUACCCCAAUAAGCCGCCGCACGUGAAGUUCCUCAGCGAGAUGUUCCACCCGAACGUCUACGCGAACGGGGAGAUCUGCCUCGACAUCUUGCAGAACCGAUGGACGCCCACCUACGACGUGGCGUCGAUCUUGACGUCGAUACAGUCGUUGUUCAACGAUCCGAACCCGGCGUCGCCAGCGAACGUGGAGGCGGCGACGUUGUUUAAGGACCACAAGUCGCAGUACGUCAAGCGUGUGAAGGAGACGGUGGAGAAAUCGUGGGAGGAUGACUUGAAGGACAUGGAUGACGGCGACGACGAUGACGACGACGACGACGACGAUGACUAA